AUGUCUUCUCUAUGGCGGCGAGCCGAAGUCAACCCUCUUAAUGGGAAAAGCUUCACCUUUCCGCUAUUUCGCAUAUGGGAUGAUAUCUACUCCACAGCAUUUUGGCUUGCGACGCUAGGAUUUUUCGUGGCUUUCUUCUCCUGGUUUGCGUUCUCCCCCCUCGUGCCCGAGGCGGUAAAAGCGGAUCUCAACCUUACCCCAGACCAAGUCACCAAUUCCAACUUAGCUUCUCUCGGCGGCACGGUUAUUGUGCGUCUGAUUGCUGGUCCCGCCUGCGAUAAGUUCGGCCCUCGGAAAGUCCUGGCCGCCCUCCUCGUCCUCGGCGCCAUCCCGUCUGGCUUGGCGGCACUGGUUACCAAUAUUCAAGGGCUGGAGGCAGUGCGGUUCUUCAUCUCCAUUCUUGGGGGCACAUUCGUUCCAACCCAAGCCUAUACCACCACCUUCUUCGACAAGUCCAUCGUUGGCACCGCCAAUGCCUUUUCCGGUGGUUGGGGCAAUCUGGGUGGUGGAGUGACUGUCGCUGUGAUGAUCGGCUUGUACCAGCGAUACAUCAAAGCUGGAUACAGCCCUCAUCUCGCCUGGCGUCUUUGCUUUGUUACGGUUCCUGUGCCAUGCCUAUUGCUCGUUGCCGUCAUAAUUCUGUUAUUUGGAAGAGACCAUCCAUACGGCAAAUGGUCACAGCGCCACCGCCUCAGCUGCCUGGCCAAGGACAAGGCCCAAUCGGAGCCGCUAACAUUUACGGCGCUGCUCAAGAUCCUUGCCGACCUCCGCGUCUGGUCGUGUGCUUUGUGCUAUCUUCUCACGUUUGGACUGGAGACCGCAAUGGACGCGGCGCUCCCUGGUUUGAUCAACACCCUGUUUGCUAGCGAGUCUUUCACGAUCACGGAUGCGGCCUAUGCAGCGUCCACCUACGGUCUCAUGAACUUGUUCGCUCGGCCGCUGGGGGGCAUUGUGUCAGACUUGCUCUACGCUCGGUUCGGGCUCCAUGCCAAGAUGUACUGGCUCCUGGCCACCGCCUUAUCUCAGGGUAUUGUCAUGAUUGGCCUGGGAGUCUACAUCGACAAAGACAAGGCUACCAUCGGCGGCGUGAUUGGCUUUAUUGUCGCCAUUGCAAUCACGGGAUUCGCAGCCAACGGCGCCUGUUACUCCAUCUAUGGCCACCUGCGUCCCCAAAAUAUCGGCGCUGUGGCCGGCAUUGUUGGCGCCGGCGGCAACAUUGGGGGUCUUCUUUACACCUUGAUCUUUAAGUACCAGCCGGGAGUUCGCCUUUCGCCAUCGCCAAGCCAUCCGCACGGGUACAAUUCGCUUGGGAAAAAGUUCUGGAUUGCAGGAUUAUUCAAUGCGGCGGCCGUCGUACCGCUUUUUCUAGUGCCGUUAGGUGAUGCUGUGUAG
Molecule: messenger RNA, 1392 nt
Organism: Trichoderma reesei QM6a
Lineage: Eukaryota; Fungi; Ascomycota; Sordariomycetes; Hypocreales; Hypocreaceae
Exons: 2
Coding region: 1-1392 (463 amino acids)
Biological process (GO): nitrite transport; nitrate transmembrane transport
Cellular component (GO): membrane
Molecular function (GO): nitrite transmembrane transporter activity; nitrate transmembrane transporter activity
Source: RefSeq, a predicted model, not a curated record